Drosophila eugracilis is the source of this 1173-nucleotide messenger RNA. It is a transcript of the gene Vamp7, whose product is annotated as vesicle-associated membrane protein 7. Gene Ontology annotation, biological process: exocytosis; vesicle fusion. NCBI's taxonomy places the organism in Eukaryota, Metazoa, Arthropoda, Insecta, Diptera, Drosophilidae. Gene Ontology annotation, molecular function: SNAP receptor activity; SNARE binding. The record is from RefSeq and is a predicted model, not a curated record. The transcript has 5 exons. Gene Ontology annotation, cellular component: membrane; SNARE complex. Bases 352 to 1008 code for a protein of 218 amino acids.
CUAUAUAACAAUCGAAGUUGGCGCAUCUCUAAUUUCCAUAACUGCAUCGGAAGAAGCGUCAGCAAUUGUUGUUAUUAGCAAUGCAAAAAUCGAAUUAAAUACGGGUUUUUGUGAUGUUCCUAACAGUUCGAUAAAAAUAAUUGGAAAUCAACAUUAACCAGAGCCGGUUAACGCAAAAUGUAAAUCUGAAGUUACGUUACCAACGAGAAUCAAACUUAAUUGGAUAAACAAAGCAAGAUUCCGAGAGCACGUCAUCGGAAACGGUUCGUCGUUGAUUACCCCGAUAAGCUCAACAAAGCGACCUGAGACACUGAGGAACCGCACCCUCAACAAAGAAGAAUCUGUGGCACCAUGCCGAUACUAUAUAGUGUCAUAUCGCGGGGCACCACGGUGCUGGCGAAGUUCGCGGAGUGCGUCGGUAACUUUGCCGAAGUGACGGAGCACAUAAUCGGCCGGAUCGGAGUGCACAACCACAAGAUGACCUACACUCACGGCGACUACCUGAUCCACUACACCUGCGAAAACAAGCUGGUCUACAUGUGUAUCACCGACAACGAGUUCGAGCGGUCCCGAGCAUUCCUCUUUUUAGCUGAUGUCAAACAAAAAUUCAUCCAAACAUACGGCCUGCAGGUGGCCACCGCUAUAGCCUACUCCAUGAACACUGAAUUCUCCAAGGUCUUGGCACAGCAAAUGGUUUACUUCAGCCAGUCGCGGGAGGUGGACACAAUUUCGCGAGUUCAUGGACAAAUUGACGAGUUGAAAGACAUAAUGGUUAAGAAUAUUGACAGUCUGCGAGAUCGCGGCGAGAAAUUGGAACUGCUAGUCAACAAGACAGAAAUCUUAAGCAAUACUUCUGUUGAUUUUCGCAAGGCCUCUCGAAAUUUGGCGCGACAAAUGUUUUGGAAGAACAUCCGGAUUUACGUGGUUGUGGGUUUGGUAAUAACCUUCAUCGUGUACGUGAUUGUAAGCAUGGCCUGCGGUGGACUUGCCUGGCAGUCGUGUGUUUAGGACCCGCUUUAAAGUUGUUUAUAUUGUUAUAGGCUCAUAAAACAUGUAUAUUUGCAUAUAAAACUUAACCGUACUCUCAUUAUCUAUGUUCUAUGUAAUAAACGUGAAUGUAUACAGAAUUAAAUCUUUGAAGAGCUAGUGAAGUGUUCACUUGUCCUCAACGUA